Messenger RNA from Plasmopara halstedii, 300 nucleotides. RefSeq lists its product as uncharacterized. The record is from RefSeq and is a predicted model, not a curated record. The transcript is spliced from 3 exons. Lineage: Eukaryota; Oomycota; Peronosporomycetes; Peronosporales; Peronosporaceae. The coding region runs from base 1 to 300 and encodes 99 amino acids.
AUGACAGACGCCUGGGCCCGCGCGUCUAAGGAGAGUGUCCUUGCCGUUGUAUCGCAUUUAGUGCCUGAAAGGGUGUCUGGCGUUUUAACUUCGAAUUAUGUUGAGGAGGACGUGGUCGGCGCUUCUUUGGACGACGCACAGUCGUGGGAUCAGGAAGCGGCAGCUACAUCCAGGCAUAGAGAAGUAAGUCGUAUCGACUACUUGAACUCGAAACAUCCAUCUGCGCCAGGAGAGGACAUGCAUUUCUGUGCCGUCGAGAAAUCAAACCCCGACUUUGUCCUUGGAAAGAAUGAAGCCUAA